GUCGUGGACGUUGAUUGAACAUUUGCGACUUGUUGAAAAUUGUGAAAAUAUCCUGAGUGCGUACUACUAAUGUAACGACGCAGCAACGCUACAGGCAAAAUGCUAGCUCAAAGACCAGAGGGCCAGAACGAAGACGACUCCACGACCAUGAGCAGCCCCACCCCAGCAGUUCCCACCAAGCUCUCUGUCGGCAUCCAGAAGCUGAAGAAAACGUUUUUCACGCCAACCGUCGUGGCGACGGUGGUUCUCCUCUGGGUCGUGGUCGUUUCAAAACUUGUCGUGGACAGGAUCGAAAAUGCGAAGGGUGUUUCUGGAGCAGCGUUUACGUUCAAAUGGCGAGAACACGAGCAGCACUCCGGAAAGGAGCGUAUGGCAGCACUUUCUACAAAGACAAAUCUCCGCAGCGGCACGACCAAUUCAGUGGCGAGCGCAGCAGCGGAGAAAGAUUCGCAGCCUGCACCGGACUCAUCCACAUCAGAGCCGUCUUCUUCGUCACACCCCCUGGCCGCGGUUCUGUCCCUGCACCCCUCUAGUGCAACCCGGAAGAGCAUGACGAGCGGUUUCAAGAAGACCAGUUUUCGAAAGCCGAAACCCGGUGGAGGUGCAGCUGCUGCAGCGCCAGUGCCGGCAGCCGCGACUGCGUCGGAAAGUUCGCGGCUCAAGGCCGCGAUUGACGAGAGUGGCAGCAUGACGGACGCAGUAGAGGAGGGUGCCGCGGAGAGUCAAACGACGAGCUUCUCAAGCAGCUUCUUGGCGCUGACGGUCGAGACGAAGACGACCAUGUCGGAGAAGAAAUCGAGCACGGAGAGACCCCCAAGCCAAGGUGAUGUUGACAUGGUUGGCGACGAAAAGGAUACAGAAAAAGAUAGAAAAAACGCACCACAAUCAGCAGAAAAGGAUCAAGCCCCUGAGUCAGCACAACGAGAAGCAUCGAAGACGAAUGCAGAUGACGAAAGCAAGGAAGCUGGCGACGACGAGAGAAACAAACCAGGCGCUUCCGGAAAGCCCCAGGCCGCGGCUGACACCACCAGCAACAUUCACAACAACUUCAUUCGUGGUGAGAAACUUGCUCUCCUGAUUUUCUGCGUCGUGAUUCUCUUCGUUGUGCUCCGAGAGCUGCAGAUGAAGAUUUCCGAAAAGUUGAAGAGCUCCGGCCACGCAGCGCUGCUCGACGUUUUGCGCGCCAGCUGCUCCGCGAUCUUUCCGUUCACGAUUUUGGUGUUUGCAACUCUGAUCAUUCUGAACAGCGACAGUCACGCGUUUUCACAUUUCAAGUCUAGAAAUUUUCUCACGAGUGCCACUUCGGGAGAACGGGUGGCAGUUGACUCAACGACAAACGAGGCGUCUGUGCCUGAUGUCACCCGCACGAUCAUUUUCUUCGCGACCGCCUUCCAUGGCUUUUACUUCUUCAUGGUGUUUGCGGUCUUGCUUCUCGCCACGAGGCAAAACUGCGAGUGGCGGUUGGUGGAACAGACCUGGGUCCCCCAUCUCUUCGACGAAAAAAUGGGAAAAGCUACCCCUGUGAAGGACUACGUGUCUGUCAAGAGAGUUCUGGAGUAUCACUGCACGAGACGGGAAUUCUUCUACCCGUAUUCCCAGGAACUAGUGCUCGCGGACAGGGGUGACAAACAAGGAGGUGAAACUGGUGCUGGUGGCGGGACAAAUUCAAGUACAGCGUCUCCAUCAGCGUCACAACAUCUGAACCUGCGGCCCCACCCCGAGGUGUUUCCCUUUCACAAGUACCUGCGCCGGCAUUUGAUGCAAAAUUUGCUGAUCGAUUUGAUCCACAUUCCGCCUUUCUUACUGCUCCUGUACGGGAUCCUCUUCACGCUUUUGGCCGAGCUGUGGCAGAAGGUAGUAGCCAUGAUUGCGGGGGGUGCCACAGCCGUUAUCGCCGGCAGCGGAAACAACAACAGUGCAAAAACUUACGUGAGCGGCAGGGUUCUCCUCCUCGACAUUACCACCCUCGGCCAGUUUCUCAUCGUACUCACGCUGUUCGGCGUUUACCGACACCUCCGGAAAGUUAACCGGUGGCUUUUGCCGACGAACCUCCCCCCACAGGGGAAUAAGAACAGGAAUAAAGAUUUUGAUGAGUUCUAUUGGAACAACCAAGCACAACAGCCGAAGUACCUCACCAGGCCCUUUAAAAAGAUCCGGAAGACGGCGAUGUGCGGCUUGGCGAAGUAUUUUCAUGGCACCAUCCAUCCCUCAAAACACGAGAGCCUGUUUUGGUUCUCCCGGCAGGGACCCCUGAACAUUCUGCAGCCGCUGCAGUUGGCGUUCUGGUUCCAGAUCGUGUUUUACGCGAUCUGCUUAACCCUCGCCUUGUUUUUCGACAACACUGCAGCCGGCGGAGCGGUGGAUGAUCACGAGAAGGACUACGCCGCUGCCCCGUGGUACACGUUCCCCUCCGCUAGUUUUCACGUGCUGUGCCAACUAUUUCUCGUCCUUGUCAGUUUGCUGAUGCUGUGGCCACUGAUCCUACCGCUGUGGACGAUCGCAACCGGAACGGGAGAACUGUUAGACGAGGAGGCGAUAGACGCAGUCGCGCUCGAAGAAAAGGGGCGGCUGGUAAUGAGAAGUUGCCAUAUUAUGCGUUUCAUAGAAGUAAAGAAAGAUAGCAGCUUUGUUUGUAGUUGAUCUCUCCAAAAAAUAUUGUUGCCCAAAGAAUCAACCAUCGAUAAAAUUGUGAAGGAUCACGGUCAGAAAAAUAAUCAUCAGGUUUCCCUGUACAAGCCUUUGGCCGGCGAACUGCGCACCCAGGCGCGUCUCCGUGCGCUUCGCAACAUGGAGCUCGACGAGUAUGAGGACUGGCGGGCCGAGCAGGAGCAGAAAAUCGAGAUCGCAAUCGACGGGCAAACCGCCGAGACGAUCGCCAGCGCAUUUCAGGAAGUGGACGAAAACGACUACGCGCCCGCGUUUUUGAUGCUCGGUGGCGGUUUGGUCACCGCGGACGAACAAUUGGCAAAUGAAUUGGCGGAGAAUCUUAGGGAGGAAAACCGGAGCCGCCGACUAGGAUCCGAAAAUUUUUUUUGCACGAGCACACAAAUAGUUGCGUUUGGUCGGUAUGAACCCUGGGGCGGCUCAAGUCAUCGCUUCGCAUUCAGAAAGUACAGCGACUGUGCGAAUUCCCGCCAAGAGGCGCAGUCAUUGCCCUAAAUUGUUGCGAUGGCAGGGGGCCCCUUCAGACAACACCCAAAGCAUCAGUAAAAACUGGGCGCCCGCAAGUAGCGCAAGCACUUGCGCCACCUGGCUGAGCUGCCUCAUAGUGGUGGCCGCCUCGGCCGCGGACCCCGCCCCACCGUUUGCGCCACCGGCUGCCGGCCAAGCGCGCCGCCCCGCGCGCGCCCCGCCCCCGCAGGGCUUUUGCCGGCCGCCUCUACCCGGGCCCAUGCUGCCGUCCGAAGGUUUGGGCCCCUCCCGAGAUUUCCCCGGAUCCGGGACAAAUCCGGGAUGUUUUUUGGGCCAGAUAUUUUCCAGGAAUUUUCGCCAGAUUUCGGCCAGAUUUGACAAGGAUUUUGUUGGAAUGUAGGCGGGGGACGACUACAAAAUUUGAAGCGGAUUUGCCGGGGAUUUCGCGCCAAUCGGCCCCCCGGAAGGGGGCAAAUCCUGGGCCAAACCGGGGAAAUUUCCGGGAAUUUCCGGCCCUCCCGGAUUUGGGCCAGAUUUGAAAGGGAUUUAUUUUGUUGGACUGUAGGCGGGGGACGGCGUGGAAAUUUGGCCCGGAUCUGGCCCCGGCCCGGACCAGGCCGUCCCCCGCCCCAGCGCAAGUCUCCCGAGCUCUUCCGACCGGGCCCGCUUCCGUCGGAUGGUGGGGGGCAACCAGAGAAAGGCCCACUCUUGCCAAGAGAGGCAAGACAUGAUGGACAUUGAUGGGCAGGACAUGUUUGCUGGCACUUUCAAACAAGGGCCGCCAACAUCGCAGGACGAUGAUGGCGAAGAUUGGAUGUAAAGACGAUGAAUGAAGGGGAAAAAAAGGAAAGAGCUAUGACCGACCAAAAACAACUAUUUGCGUGCUCGUGCAAAAAAAAUUUUCGGAUCCUAGUCGGCGGCUCCGGUUUUCCUCCCUAAGAAACUUAUCAAAUGCUAAUAUGUCUGGGUCUGGAAGAAUGCAACUUGUGAUGCGCAUUUCAGAACACAGAAAAGUCUCUCAUGCAUAGGUAGCAAAAGCUAAAGCUGCCCACUUUCUGUCACCAAAAUGGGGAAUUUGUCAUGCGGAUUCGGCAUUGCGUUUGCGGAAGCUUCUCGAAACCUGUCAUGCUAGAGCUUCCAUGCCAGACCUUCUGCGUCAUGCAAAAACAGCAUGACUCUUCUAGACCCAGACACUUUUACAUUUGAUAAAACUGCGGGAAUACAGUGCCAUUUUUGCAGAGAAAAGACAGCUGCUGCCAUCUUCCGCGGACGAGGAAGAUGGCACCGCGCGGAAGAGUAGUAGAUUGUCCACAGAAGUGCAGGUCACGGUGGAGCUGUUGCUAACCGAUGUGUUGCUCUUCCUGUGUCUAGAAGUCGACGAAUUUUUCCCGGAUUGCUACAUACCGAUAUUAAAAUCCUCGCCCUCGUCGUCGUCCCAGGUGGGUGGACAGAAGCAGAAGAUGUCAAAGGCAAAAACCACGAGGAACCGAGACGACGCGUUUUUGAUGCAGCAUUACCUGCAGGAAGAAGUUUUAUUCACGAAAAAUAGCAGUAGUGAGAGUUUUUUCCAGGUUCAGGAACUGAAUUUCUCCUCUUCUGCCACCCGGGUGCAGGUGGAGGAGCUCGGGUUGGCGCUGCAGCCCGUCUUGACGAAGUGCAACCUGACGAAUUUGCGCGACAUUGACCGCAUUUUUCGACUCGUGCAACCACCUCCGGGUAGUUCGAUGCAGAAUGAAGAUUCAGCUGUUACAUUCGGUGGGGACGUCGAGCAGAACAAGAAGUACGGCUCCUCGCAAGUAGCGAACUGUAGUCCGUAUUUGAUCUACACUCCGUCGACCAUCAGUGUCUCUCAUUUAGCCAUGUGGUUGACGCAAUUUUUGAACAACGGUGCGGGUCGUGCGAGCAAACUGUACCAACACGAGGACAGUACGUCGAUUGCAGCAGGAGUGGUCCCAGGAACUACGAACAGGCAAAGCAAUUCCAACCCGUUCUUUGGCAACAUCAGGAACAACGACCAGCAGUUUUCCCUGUUCAGCUUGUACAAUCAUGGGUCUGCAGCUGGUGGUGACAACACGCCACCCUUGCCGCCCAUCCAAACCAGGGGCAGCGGCCGCAGCCGCCCGCUGGUGCUGCCCCUCUCGGCAAACAGCUUGAACGGCGGGAAGUUACCCUCCAUCCCGACGCCGGCAAUGAGCACAGUGUCCCGGGAGAAAGCACGGGCAAGACGCAGUUCCGUGGGCGGAAGUAGGACCAGCAGCGCCUUACAGUUACAACCAGGGGGGAUGUUAGGAGCAGUGAACCAGCCGGCUGCUAGUACUUCUUCUUCAUACGGCUUUGAUACAACAGGAAAUGGCGCAGGAGAUGAUCAACUUGUGGACCCGACAAAGCCCAUACGGGGCGUCCCAGCAGUUAGUGGUCCACCGGAACAAAGUAGACAAGAGAAAGAUCCUCUCGAUCCACCGCUGCCAGUCCCUGUUGUGGACUUUGGCGGCAGUCAGUCAGCGGCUGUUAUUCCGUCUGUCGUGAUGAAGCCCGGAGGUGCUUCAUCUUCAUCUUCCACAAGAAAUCCGGCCUUGAAGAUGGAGGCCGUGGUGGAAACGAGUGCGGCAAAUAAAGUGGUGGCGCCCUCGUUGCGUGACAACAACCGCCGUCGGUCUUCCGCGUUCGCAAAAGCCAUCACGAAUAACUCGGCUACUUCCUCCCCGAAAGGUGUGAAUCCAAUUACUUCUUCUACUACCGGUGCAGGAGCUGGAACUCCAGCGUUCAGCUCCACAUCCUCCGGCGCGCCAAAAACAGUCAACCUUCUCGUACCAGAAGCAGACCAAGUGCCAACAGUCGUGCCCGGAGCGAAAACAAUCCGCGGCACUUCGUCUGCCGUUGGUAGCAACAUCAACGCAACUACCUUUUCCAAUCGUCCGGAAAGCUACGCUAUCUACACGCCGGAGCCUAGCAAGGGCGCGGCUAGUAUCCCACGGGUGGAUCUGUCGGAAAGUAGCAGGUCGUCGGUGGUGCCGGGCUCCAGUGGCAGUAAGCAGAGUGUUGGGAGCAGUGGCAGAGGACAGGCGAACACGUCGGAAGAAGAGACCACAACCACAGCAGCGGUGCCGAGGACCGAAGUGUAGAAGUGGAGCAGAGUUCUUAUUCUUCAUCUCGAAGGUAUGUCCUCUAGCGUUUUGGAAUGUGGUUUCAGAUUCAGAGUGGAAACAUGAUACUAUUUCCGAUAAUAUGCACAGGGGCGGGCGCAGAAGAUCAUGCGCUCGUCUUCGUUGAAAAUGAAUGAAAACGCAACAACACGACUUAUACUGGUGUGUUGCAGCGAUAGCGAAAUAAAAGAUGAGUAUAAUCAAACACAAUAAGAACAAAUCUUCCAUCGUGAGAACGUGAUUUCGCCAUCUUGUAUUCAAAAGUCGAGAAGCGCACCGAGCAGCAGCGCUUUUCAAGAAAGAGGACAUUAUACUGAAAAGAAAUACUAUGUAUAGCACUGAAUGUAUAAUUUGAUGUAGCAAAGAUAAGUUUGAAUUUCAACAACUGUACGAAUCACAAACACUAGAUGUAGAUACGCGACUCAGGUCGAGUAGACCGAGUGUCAUCGAUCAACUAACAACCGAAGAAAAAAACGAAUGUACAAAAUUGACGUCGUGCAACAAGAUAUCUUGUAAA
This is a messenger RNA of Amoebophrya sp. A120, 6792 nucleotides long. The record is from the annotation of a GenBank genome assembly. Lineage: Eukaryota; Dinophyceae; Syndiniales; Amoebophryaceae.